ACAAGACAGGCUGCAGCAACAUGCCUGAGUGGGUUGUUCCUGAAGAAGAUAUCUUCAUACUGGACUGAGGGCCUGAAGAAGCAGAUCACAUGUAACUUUGCAUAGAAAGUGCAAUCUACUGCUUAUUAGUGUCAGACAUGAUCCUGUGGAUGAGAAGACUUUUAAAGUGGAACUCCCUUCGAAGUUCUGCCACAUGCACACCCCGUGAUACACCAUGACCCUCAGCUUUCCCCUGCUCUGUUUGGAGCUGCCUGACAAAUACCACCUUUUUAGCUGAGGGAUGGCCUCUUUGGAUCUUCCUUAUCGUUGCCCAAGGUGCGGUGAGCACAAACGUUUCCGGAGUUUGUCCUCUCUUAGGGCCCACCUGGAAUAUAACCACACCUAUGAGACCCUCUAUGUCUUGUCGAAGACCAAUAGCAUAUGUGAUGCUGCUGUCUUUCCCUUAACUAGUGAAACUGCUUUGAUAACCCCAACCCACCGCAGGGACGUAUUCGAAAGUACAUCCUUCCAGGGAAAGGAGCAGAGGUUUACCUGUGACAUUGUCCAAACUGAAGACUUUAGUCCACCAUCUUCUCGUUACGCACAAGAAGUGGAUAUCCCCUUAGGUGAGAUAUUCACCAAGACGACCAGCAUGGCAUCCCAUUCCUCGCCACCGGCUGCGGUGGCUGCUGCUGCUGCAGCAUCGGCCGCUGUGGAUGCUGCCUAUGAGGAAGGCUUGGCGAGGUUGAAGGUGAGAGCCUUUGAAAAGCUAGAAGUGGACAAGCGGCUGGAGAAACUAACUGAGGAAGUAGAGCAAAAAAUAGCAACCCAGGUAGGGCGGCUACAAGUAGAACUUGAAAGGAAAAGCUCGGAGCUUGAAAAAGCCAAACAAGAGAGCGUAAGAUUGGGCCAGGAAAAACAGGAGUUGGAGGACAGAGCCUCGGAGCUUACCCGGCAAGUUGAUGUCAGUGUGGAGAUGCUGGCCUCACUCAAACAGGACCUGGUUCAGAAAGAGCAGGAGCUAACCAAGAAACAACAGGAGGUGGUGGAAAUUGACCUAUUCCUGAAGGAGACCGCAAGCCGUGAAGCCAACGCUAAAGUGCGGCUGCAGCAGUUCAUAGAGGAGCUCCUGGACCGGGCAGACAGGGCCGAGAAACAACUGCAGAUCAUCAGUAGUUGUGGAAGCACCCCUAAUGGCAGUUUAGGAAGGGGCAGCGUCCCCGGGUACAAGGCAGCACCCAGACAGAGAGAGAGACACACUGGAGCCGGAUCAGUUACUCAGAACUCAUAUUCAGUGGCCAAUCAAAGGCCUCCCUCCAGCAUUGGGGCAUCGGGUAGAGUGAAGACCAUGUCACAGAGCUCCGGAUGUUAUGAUAGUGAUGGUGGAGCAGAGCUGGUAGCAGCAGACAACAGCUUGGAGAAUCGAUACUCAAGAAAUAAUCAAGCGUUAGAUAGCAGCUUUGAAAGGAAUAAUAAUACUCAGAGCUCAGGCCUUCGCCGGCAGGCUAUCCAGAACUGGCACCGUCGGCCAUACCGUAACAGCACCGAGGGGGAGGAAGGCGAUAUCUCUGAUGUGGGAUCCAGGACUACCGAAUCAGAGGCUGAGGUUUGGGAACAGGAGAGUUAUGGAUCCGCUGAGCUCAACUCAAACAGAAUGUCAGGAGGAUGCCGGCCAAAAGGUCGCUGUGAAGGUCGAAUGCAGAGGCCAGAAAAGGGGAGUCCUUCUCGAUCUAAUGAAGUCAUCAGCCCUGAAAUCUUGAAGAUGCGAGCGGCAUUGUUCUGCAUCUUCACCUACCUCGAUACAAAGACUUUGCUGCGGGCAGCGGAGGUCAGCAGGGAUUGGAAGUUUGUAGCCAGGCAUCCAGCCGUAUGGACUCGGGUGUUCUUAGAAAAUGCAAGAGUGUCUGCGAAGUUCCUGGUCACGCUGUCUCAGUGGUGCACUCAGACUCACUCACUGACCCUUCAGAACCUCAAACCCCGGCAACGAGGAAAGAAAGAAACCAAGGAUGAAUACAUGAAGAGUACGCGGGGUUGCCUCGAAUCUGGCCUGGAAUCAAUGCUGAAGGCAACAGGGGGCAACCUCCUGAUCCUGCGUAUAUCCCACUGUCCCAAUGUCCUGACUGAUCGAUCGCUUUGGCUGGCCAGCUGUUACUGCCGAGCUCUGCAGGCUGUUACAUACAGAAGCUCCACUGAUCCUGUUGGCCAUGAAGUUAUCUGGGCAUUAGGAGCUGGUUGCAGAGAUAUCAUUUCCCUCCAGGUGGCGCCAUUGCACCCUUGCCAACAGCCAACGCGCUUUAGUAACCGCUGCUUACAGAUGAUUGGACGAUGCUGGCCACACCUCCGGGCACUUGGUGUGGGGGGAGCUGGCUGUGGGGUGCAGGGUCUCUCAUCACUAGCACGGAACUGCAUGAGGCUACAGGUACUUGAGUUGGACCAUGUUACAGAGAUCAACCAGGAGGUGGCAGCAGAGGUGUGUCGGGAAGGUCUGAAAGGACUGGAGAUGCUGGUAUUGACUUCCACCCCAGUCACCCCAAAAGCUCUCUUACAUUUUAACAGUGUGUGUCGCAGUCUGAAAUCUAUUGUGGUGCAAGUUGGGAUUGCGGAUUACUUCAAGGACCCGAGUAGCCCUGAGGCCAGGAAACUAUUUGAAGAAAUGGUCAACAAAUUACAGGCUCUGAAGAAGAGGCCUGGGUUCUCGAAGAUCCUACACAUUAAAGUAGAAGAAGGCUGCUAGCCAAAUUAAGUAUUAAAUAGACACUGGUCUAUGUGAUCUCGAGGUCUCCUGUUCACUCAAAUACCAAGAGCUAACUGUGCAGUCUCCCCAUGGGAAAAUGCCACAAGUCCUGUUGCCAAAUAUACAUUUAUAGAAGCGUGUCUGGAACGCCCUUCAAGGCACAAGUGUUCUGUAGAACAAGAAGGGCUUGGAGAGAAGCAAAUCCACCUUGGACCUCUCCUUCAGCACUGGAUGGUAACACCAAACUUCAGGGUCCUUUACCUAGACUUUUUUUUGUUGUUGUUCAUGUUGUCUGUUUAUCGAGAUUGCCAAGAAACACAGCAUUAGCUUCGCUCCGAAGGAUGUAGCAUUACAGAACAUUUCUGAUGAGCAUUGCCAAGAAUGCCUGUGUUUAAUAAUUUAUGUUUCUGUCGAGUGAG
Messenger RNA from Pelobates fuscus (common spadefoot toad), 3132 nucleotides. RefSeq names its product F-box protein 41 (gene FBXO41). Lineage: Eukaryota; Metazoa; Chordata; Amphibia; Anura; Pelobatidae. Gene Ontology annotation, molecular function: protein binding. The coding region runs from base 281 to 2713 and encodes 810 amino acids. The transcript has 13 exons. The record is from RefSeq and is a predicted model, not a curated record.